This is a messenger RNA of Triticum urartu, 677 nucleotides long. Its product is annotated as 26.2 kDa heat shock protein, mitochondrial-like. The record is from RefSeq and is a predicted model, not a curated record. Lineage: Eukaryota; Viridiplantae; Streptophyta; Magnoliopsida; Poales; Poaceae.
AUGGCUUCCGCCGUCGCUUGCAAGGGUGCCGCGCCGGUCAUCCCCCUCAAGUCCGGUGCUCCCGUGACCUUCUGCCCGCUCCGCUCCCCCGCCGUCACCACCGACCACCGCCCGUACAACACCCAGGUCAAGGAGGCCAGCCGCUACGAUGACAACAACGACUACAGCGGCCGCGACCUCGUCAUCCCCAGCUUCUUCUCGCAGGACGUGAUCGACCCACUCAGCGCGCCGACCAGCAUAGCCCGUCUGCUGUCUCUCAUGGAGGACGUCGCAACUCGGACCGGCGGCCUCUCCUCCAUUGCUGGUGCUGGGGCGUCGCGGCUCCGACGGUGGGUGGCCAAGGAGGACGACGACACGGUGUACCUCAAGGUGCCGAUGCCGGGGCUGACCAAGGAGCAUGUGGAGGUGCGCGCGGACAAGAACAUCCUGGUGAUCAAGGGCGAGGGCGAGAAGCAGCCCUGGGACAGCGACGACGACUCCGCGGUGCCGAGGUACAACCGCCGCAUCGAGGUGCCCGCCGCUGAUGCGUACAAGAUGGACAAGAUCAAGGCCGAGAUGAAGAAUGGCGUGCUCUGGGUCACCCUGCUCAAGGUCGAGGAGGAGCGCAAGGACGUCUUCCAUGUCAAGGUCGAGUAGCUAGUGCCGUCGUGGUAGUGCUCAUGGAGGAUGGCCGGCAC